AAUAAAUAAAAAAAAGGUAGACUAAUAGUCGCUGAAGAAAUUUCCGAAAGUGUGUGGGAUGAGGAAGAUGAUGAGGAAAUAUUGGUAGCAGAAAUUUCAAGAGAGAGAAAGAGAGAAAGAGAGAGAGAGAGGGUUGGAUUGGUUUUCUUCUUCCUUUCCUAAAGAGAAUCAAAUCUCAAUCCUCAACCCACAACCCACAGCAUUAUCAUCUCAUUCCACACAUAUCUUGAGAUUUCUUCAUUCCUCCCUCAAUCUCUUUUCUUUUCCCCCCCUUUUUAUCCUUGUUUUUUGCCAAACUUUUUUUUCGUUUGAUUAGGUUGUCUGAAUCGGUUGUUCGCAGGGUUCGAGAGCCACAGGUAUGCAGAGCCAACUAGUGUGUAAUGGUUGUAGGAGCCUUCUGCUUUACCCAAGAGGGGCAACCAAUGUUUGCUGUGCAUUAUGCAACACAAUUACCUCUGUUCCUCCACCUGGGAUGGAAAUGUCUCAACUUUAUUGUGGAGGUUGUAGGACAUUGCUAAUGUACACACGUGGAGCUACAAGUGUGAGAUGUUCUUGCUGUCACACUGUAAACCUUGUUCCAGCACCUAAUCAAGUUGCUCAUGUCCAUUGUGGGAACUGCCGGACUACACUCAUGUAUCCAUAUGGAGCUCCCUCAGUCAAAUGUGCUGUUUGUCACUAUAUUACUAAUAUCACUAUGAACAAUGGAAGGCUUCCAAUCCCUGUCCAUAGGCCUAAUGGGACGACCAACACUGGAACAGUACCUUCUACUUCCACAUCAAUGACCCAAUCUCAGAGUCAAACAGUAGUGGUAGAAAAUCCAAUGUCUGUUGAUUCAAGUGGGAAAUUGGUGAGCAAUGUCGUCGUUGGUGUUACAACGGAUAAGAAAUAAUGGUGUCAUAUAAAAAAAGGUACAGUAUACGACGCAUUACCACAGUUGCUGUCACGGGAAGAUAUUGUUUGUGUAUAUGAAUAUAUGAUAUUGCAGCCGGCAAUGGUUUAAUUGAAAUGAAUAUUUUUCCAAUAUAAGGGUUGGACGGAUAUCAUAUGUGUAUGUAUAUGAGGAGACAAGUCAUGAAAAGGGCAUAAAACCUGUUUUGUGUGAUUGCCAGAGCUCAAUGUGUUGUUUCCUUUGUAUCCAUACCCAAAUCAAUUGGUUGAUUCAGAUUAUAUGCUGACUUACAAGUCCUAGACUAGCACAUGCUGUUAUUUCUUUCAUGACUUGUUAAGCUUGUGGUGUUUUUUUAGUGAUUUGUUAGAUACUUGUGUUGUAAUAUUUGAUGAUGUUGUGCAAGCAUUGCAUCAUAAAUGACCGGUCUGAUAGAUUUUUUACGAGUCAUUUGAAAAAUAAGGAUAAUACCGAGGGUGCUUUGAAAAUU
Molecule: messenger RNA, 1376 nt
Organism: Abrus precatorius (Indian licorice)
Lineage: Eukaryota; Viridiplantae; Streptophyta; Magnoliopsida; Fabales; Fabaceae
Product: protein LSD1
Exons: 7
Coding region: 359-889 (176 amino acids)
Source: RefSeq, a predicted model, not a curated record